This is a messenger RNA of Parastagonospora nodorum SN15, 1868 nucleotides long. RefSeq lists its product as hypothetical. Gene Ontology annotation, biological process: secondary metabolite biosynthetic process. The coding region runs from base 1 to 1791 and encodes 596 amino acids. The transcript has 2 exons. Lineage: Eukaryota; Fungi; Ascomycota; Dothideomycetes; Pleosporales; Phaeosphaeriaceae. Gene Ontology annotation, molecular function: oxidoreductase activity, acting on CH-OH group of donors; flavin adenine dinucleotide binding. The record is from RefSeq and is a predicted model, not a curated record.
AUGAAGUUCCUAACUGUAACUUUCAUCGCGUCCAGCCUGCUAGCACAAACAAGUGCUACGGCCGUGCAGCGAGAUUAUGAUUCAUACGAUUUUAUCGUUGUAGGCGGUGGCACAGCUGGCCUUGCGGUCGCUUCUCGCAUCAGCAUCGGGCUUCCAAACCUUAGUGUGCUGGUCAUUGAAGCCGGCCCGGAUGGGCGUCAGGAGCCUGGCAUCUCAAUCCCAGGUCGAAAGGGAUCGACCCUCGGAGGGAAAUACGACUGGAAUCUGACUACGGUUGCGCAACCAGCAGCCAACAGUCGCGUUUUCGCACAAAAUCGUGGCAAGGUGCUUGGUGGCAGCUCAGCACUCAAUCUCAUGACAUGGGAUCGUACCACUGUCGCUGAAUUAGAUGCCUGGGAGACACUGGGAAAUAAAGGAUGGAACUGGAAGAGUUUGUACCCGGCGAUGCUGAGAUGCGAGACAUUCCAGCCUUCGCCAGCGUAUGGGGACCAAGGCGUCGGCACCACAGGUCCCGUUCGUACAGUCAUCAACAGGAUCUUCCCACGACACCAAUCGACAUGGUACCCUACCCUUAACAACCUUGGGUUACAGACAAACAACGAGUCUCUCAAUGGCAACAACAUUGGCGUAUCUACGCAGCCCAGUAAUGUCAGCCCUGACUACACCCGGUCUUACGCGCCGGAUUAUCUUAAGCUCACUAAGAAGAACCUUGUGGUGAAGGUCGACACUCGCGUAUCAAAGAUCAACUUCAAUGGCAAUACUGCUGUCGGUGUUACUCUUGAGAACGGCACGAAACUUACUGCAAGGAAAGAGGUCAUCCUCUCGGCUGGGUCUUUUCAGACUCCUGGUCUUCUGGAACUUUCCGGUAUCGGUAAUGCCACUCUUCUGAAGCAGCUUGGGAUUCCUGUCGUCAAGGACCUGCCUUCUGUGGGCGAAAACUUCCAGGAUCACAUUCGUAUCCAAGCCUCGUACCAACUCAAGCCUGAGUAUCCCUCAUUCGAUGCACUCAGGAAUACGACCCGGGCUGCUGCCGAAUUGGCUCUUUACAACGCGGAUCAAAGGUCGCUCUACGACUACACAGCUAGUGGCUAUGCCUACUUUCCUUGGACAACCGUGUCAAACGAUACUGCUACCAAGCUUCGCUCUCUGGUUGAGGCAGACACGACCUUGACAUCGGCUGUUGAUAAGGUCAAGAAGAGUUACUUUUCUCCACCUCUCAGUGCGACCGUUCCUCAAUUGGAGGUGAUCUUCUCCGAUGGAUACACUGGUCUCAAGGGCUACCCUGCAGCCACCUCCCCGCUUUUUGGCAUCGGCACUUUUACUCUGAUCGGCGUUGUGCAGCAUCCUCUGAGCAAAGGCAACGUGCACAUUGCGUCACGCAACAUUAGCGAAAAGCCUAUCAUCAACCCCAACUACCUCUCGCAUCCAUAUGACCUGCAGGCCGCGGCAGGUCUUGCGAAAUACCUCCGGAAGAUAGCUUCUUCCAAGCCAAUGAGCGACAUCUGGACGGAGGAAUAUGAGCCCGGCAACGCCGUCCAGACUGACGAAGACUGGAAAAAGUAUGCUUUGGCCAACACUUUGAGCAUUUACCAUCCUAUUGGCACUGCUGCACUGUUGCCUGAGAAGGACGGUGGUGUGGUGGACCCCAACCUGAAGGUUUAUGGCGUCAAGAACUUGAGGGUUGUGGAUGCAAGUGUAAUUCCUCUUCUUCCAAGUGCACAUCUACAGACACUUGUCUACGGAAUUGCUGAAAAGGCUGCGGAUAUGAUCAUCAAACAGGCAAGGAAGUGAGUCAAAUAUAUAGAUACUAUAUCGCUUUGUAUUGCAUGUGAUACUUUACCUCGAAGAAAUAUACAUAGUAGAGAGAC